Ochotona princeps (American pika) is the source of this 706-nucleotide messenger RNA. Its product is annotated as binder of sperm protein homolog 2-like. NCBI's taxonomy places the organism in Eukaryota, Metazoa, Chordata, Mammalia, Lagomorpha, Ochotonidae. The record is from RefSeq and is a predicted model, not a curated record. The transcript is spliced from 6 exons. Gene Ontology annotation, cellular component: cell surface. The coding region runs from base 47 to 502 and encodes 151 amino acids. Gene Ontology annotation, molecular function: heparin binding.
GCCUCAGGCAGCCGCACAGCGUGCGGGCUGCAGGCGUUCGGAAGGAAUGCACAGCCUAGGCCGCUGGCUGGGCUGGCUGGGGCUGGCGCUCUGUAUGCUCCGGCUGAAGGCAGAUUUGAUUACUCAUUUAAACCCUCCGAAACCAGAGCUCUCCUCCCACCCCUGCGUCUUUCCGUUCACCUACGGCGACGUGACGCAUUACAGCUGCACCUCCGUCCACAGCGACUUCCACUGGUGUUCCCUCGACAGUCAGUUCCAGGGCAGGUGGCGCUACUGCACAUCCAGCGAUCCUCCACAGUGUAGUUUUCCCUUCUUCUUCAAAAGUAAGGUCUUCCACAUGUGCACCAAGGAGGACUACAUUUUGGACCGGAGCUGGUGCUCAUUGACCAAAAACUACAACAAAGACAAAAAAUGGAAGCAGUGUUCCCCUCACAAUGGAUUUUCCUCUCUGGGAGUUCUUUUGAGCAGUGACUCAAAAAGAAACCCUCCAAUAUUUAGAUAAGCCUUGGUGGAGUUGAAGAUACGGAAGUCAGCGACCCAUCAGUCACCUGUCAAAACAGCAUCCUGUGCUUCCUGCCUGCCCAGUGCUGACCACUCUGGCCAACAAACAGGUGAUCGCCUCUCCACAGGAAUGACUACUUUACUUGGACGGAAAAAGACCCUUCUCAGUGGCAAUUUAUUUAAAAAUAAAUCUUUGAAAGAAAGG